Messenger RNA from Lymnaea stagnalis (great pond snail), 6586 nucleotides. Lineage: Eukaryota; Metazoa; Mollusca; Gastropoda; Lymnaeidae. The record is from the annotation of a GenBank genome assembly.
GAACUUUCAGUAAUAUCUGCGUCUGAUCUUUCAGUGCGACAUGAAGCAGAAACACGACUUGAAUCACAAAUAGAAGAUUGUGAUUUUUUAGUGAUGGUAAAUGUUUGGUCUAUCUUAAGCAAGGUAAACGUGCCAGCAAAACUAUGCAAGGAUACCUCUGUGGAAAUAUCUCCUGCAUUUUCAAUAAUAAAUAGUGUCACUGAUUAUUUAAUUGAUUAUCGUGGAAAUAGAUUCGUUUGUGCACUAGAGUCACUAAUAACAAAAAAUUGCUACAGAAUUAUUCGCAGAGACAGUUUUUAGAAAUAGAAGAAGGGGAAGACGGGGGCUGUUUGAAUAUGAGUGCAUUGACCGUAAUCAUUGACGAGGUUCCAAAUGCAGAUGGACCAGAUUUUUUUUUAAAAUCACGUGUUCAAUGUAAUACUGGACCGUGGAAAGAGCUAUAGGCCUACAUUUUUUAUAAGGAAAACUUGAACAGUUGCAAAGUUCCAAUAACACAUGGGAUUUUAAAUGGCCUAACAAAAUCUGUUAGACAAAGAUAAGCUCAAAAUAGCAUGUCAUCAUGAUUUGGAGAUUAAGUAUAGGCUAAGUAUCAAGAAAAGAUAUAGCCAAAGAAUUAUAUGUAGGCUUCCAAUAGAAGCCGCUAAUUUCAUUAAUAACCAUAAACACUAAUAGGUUUUUACAAGUUGCCAUGUCAAAUCUGUGGGUAGCGUUAAAAAAUAAUGCUUACGGUUACAAUAGGCCUACCGCCGGCGAUAUCAGCUUUAGUGAAAAGGUUUUAAAAAACAUAUUUAGAAUUAUCCAUGUCUCGAGACUGAGGCAAUUUUGUCUAUAGACAAUGAUAGUACGAAGAAUAUAAAUAUAAUAGGUGCAGUACAAAGAUGUGCUGAUAUAAAGGCUAGAGAAAAACAAUGGUCACCGCUAGGCUCAAAGGUCCAUUGUUGAUACUAUCCUGGCCAAAGAUCAUUGAAGGAAAACCCUAUUAUUUGUCAUUGUUUUCUUUUUUAAUCUAGGUAGGACUAAUAGACUCUAACCCCAUUUAUCUAACCCCUAGUUUUUGUCCUUGCAAACAUGUUUAUGAUUAUACUUGGGCGCCAAAGUUAAGGUUGUCCGAGGCGCCAGCAACCGUAUGGCCGGCCGUGGGAAGAUCGCAUGUAUACUUGCAAUUGGGCAUGUUAUGGGAAGCCCGGUGUAUUAUGGCACUUUUAUAAUAAAUGAUUAUUAUGGUUUAUGAUGAUGCUCAGAACAUUUGGGAACGUGAAGGGCUUAGCUAAGGUUAGUGGCACCCAGGGAGGACAACACUAUUUGUCCAACGCCCUUCUACGAAAAAAACUUUGUAAUUUGCUGAAACUGUCUACCCUAAAUAUAAAUUAAAAAAUUGCCGCCCAGUCCACCCUUCCUACGCCACUGGGUAAGUAAAACCUAGCACACUGUCCCAAAGCACAACCAUCGAUGACGAGGUUAACCUACGUAUUGCAAGGGCCAGUGCAACCUAUGGAAGAUUGACUAAGAACGUAUGGACCAGAAGAGCUAUCAACACUGAAACUAAACUGAAGUUAGGUAUAUCAGGCGGCUGUUCUCCCUACGCUUCUCUAUGCCUGUGAAACGUGGACAGUCUAACCAACGCCAUGAAAGAUUGCUGAACCACUUUCAUUCAAAAAGACUCAGAAAAAAUCCUCAGUAUUAAAUGGCAGGACAGGGUCCCAGACACUGAGGAGCUCACACGGGCAGGUCUCCCCAGCAUCUUCACAAUCUUGAUGAAGUUCCAGCUUCGCUGGGCGGGACAUGUUGUGAGAAUGUCAGUCUUCCCAAAAGAAUUUUCUAUGGUGAGCGUGAACAAGGAAAGCGGUCUGCUGGCGGACAGAAAAAACGCUUUAAAGACAACAUAAAAGCCUCACUGAAAGCGUUCAACCUAAACCUAGACACGUUGGAGGAACAAGCAAAGGAUCGAACUCCAUGGCGUUCCACUUUGCACAGGAGCUCCAUGCAACACGAAGUUGGCAGAACAGCGUCUGCAGAGCGCAAGAGACAUGCCAGGAAGGCCCGGUCUGACUCUGCUCCCGGGGAUGCGCCAUCAUUCCCCUGCACCUACUGCACAAGAGAAUUUCGUGCCAGAAUCGGCCUCAUAGCCAUCUGCGCACCCACAGACAGAACCAGCACAAACUUUGAUGAUUAAAGUGGGCAUAGUCGACCCCCGACUGACUAAACAACAAAGCCAAGUGUGGAGAGGGAGAACAGGGGUUCCAAUAUUUAAAAACUGGAAAUUUACAAUUUUAUUUCUUUAAAAUCAAAUAGUUUUUGUAAUUACAUGUUGUUGUUUAUUUUAAACAUGUAUGAUUCUAGGAUUACGAUUUAAUGCUAUUUUAAAUAUUGUAAAAUAGGAUUUAUUAUUUUACUGCGCAAGUCUAAAAAUUAAUUUGAUGUUCGUUUGAUUUUAACCAGCCAUCGCUUCCGGUAUUCGACAUUCUUCCUCUCCUAUCCUAGCAACGGUGAUAACAGACUGCAAGAAAUGGUAACACUAUUUGGAGUUAAUUUCUUAUUUAUUAUUGAUGUAUCCAUUAAUUUUAUAAUUUCCUUAAGUUAUACAAGGUAAAACGAAACACAAAAAUUAAUGUUAGAUUGAAUACGGACUUUAUUCACUUACUAUUUUGACUAAAUUAGGGACCUAGUGAGUCAUCGGAACAAUAUGAACAAGUUCUCAGUUCUAGUCUGGCCAAUCAGUCAAUUUAUUUAUUUUUAUAUUAAAAAUCUAUUAUAUAUGUUAACGAAUAAGUUUAAUUUUAAACCCCAAAAUCAAUUUAUUUCAUAAAGAAUUUUAAUUUGCCAGACUAGUACUGUAGAAAAGUGUCAGGUUAACGUGUGUCAGUCAGUGUCAAGUUGUGCUGAGACAGACUAUCAGGCUUAUACUUAUAUGCUCAGAAUUAGGAGUACUGACAUUGCAGUAUAAAAAUUAUAUAUUAUCUAAACCAGAGAUGGGUAACCAAUUUGUCCAGAGGGCAGCAUAGAAUUGCUUUAAUUUUUUAAUUUUUUUUUUGUCAGGCUGAAUCUUAUAACUUUUUAAGCUAGAGUUCUAGACCAUCAGUUCAAACACCAGACAUGUAUAUAUUUUUUGUAAACUUUUAUGCCUACUUUCAUUGUUGUUUUUAAUUAUCAAAGACUUUUACAAGUACUGUGAUCAUUUAAAAUUAGUAUAUUUACAAAAACAUUAAUCACGUUCCUGGUGGGUUUUGCAAGAUUAAGUGUUUCAGCUGGCUCAAUGUGCCCAGGGGGCCAUUAUUGUAUAACUAAAUAAAAUGAUUUGACAUUUGAAUUAAAAACAGCAAUGACUGCUCAUGCACAAUUUAUUUCCCUUAAAUGUUAAAAGGCAAUGAAUUUAGAGGAAUAUAAUGACAAAAAAAAUAAAUAAAAUAUGUUCACAUCAUACUCUAGACUUUAAAGACCAGAUCAUUCAUUAUGUUAUUUUAGAUUACCAAUUUUCAAUUUACUACAUUGUUUUAGGCUGCUGAAGUUGAAGAAACUCUUAAAAGGAUCCAAUCACACAAAGGAGUAAUUGGGAUUAUUGUUGUUAACAGCGAAGGUAUGGAUAUAUCAAAAUGCAUUGACCUAAAAUAAAGAUAUCUGUUCAGUUUCAUAAUUUUUAUAACACUUUACUUGAUAAAAGCAUUAAUGUUUAAUUAUGGGGAUAUUAAAAAAAUCUUUAAAUAUGCAAAAGUGCAGCUUUAUCCUUUCUAUAUUUUGCCAUGUCAGUUUAUCAGCAUAAUGUCUCUUCAUGCUGUUAUCAUAGGCUUUGACUGUCUAAUUAUUCUGAUCCACAUGAUCUUGGUUCUCCCACACCCUCUUACUACUUGUAGUUUCCACAUUAGUAUCUACCUGAUGAGCUUGCAUAAUAUUGCUUGUGUAUAUUUCAAAUCAACAAACACUCUAUUUAAUGUAAUAUUCUAUGGGUAGAAUGUUGGUAUCUUACCACAGUUUUGAAUUUGUUAAUCUGUCUGCCCAGUUGAUAUUUAAAUAAAAAUUAGACCAAUAUAUUCUAAGCUCAAAUAUGAAUUUUCAGGUAUUCCUAUUAAGACAACACUUGACAAUUCUACCACUGUGCAGUAUGCAAGCCUCAUCCACAGUUUGACCUCCAAAGCCCGCAGUAUAGUCAGAGAUAUUGACCCAACUAAUGACCUCAAAUUUUUGCGCAUUCGUUCUAAAAAGAAUGAAAUCAUGUGUGCACCAGGUAAUUUUUUUUUUUUAUUUUGUUGAACUAGGCAGAGCUAAUGAUAAGAUUAAGCUUCUGGAAAUGUUCUUUUCAAACUAAGGUAGCAGUUGAUUGGUAAAAAUUGAAUUGCUCUGAAAUAUUUAAAAAAAUAUUUCCCUUUUCCUUACAAAAAGCGUUCAUCUUAAAAUGUUGAGAAAAUGACUUAUGCUACUUGCAAUUAUUUCUAAUUGAAUAAAGAUUGCUCCCUUUUGUCAGUGAACAUGAACUCUAUUUGUUUACCUGUCAUAAUCAAUGUUAGUGAUAUAAUUGUCCUAUUCAAUGUUCCACAGAUAAAGAGUUUCUACUUAUAGUCAUACAGCAAGAUGAUCAAAGUUAACAGUAACAGCAGUGAAAACACCAUCUUAAUUAUGGCCUGCUUAUCAAAGCUUCCACACAGAAACUAAUUAAACCAUCUCAUUUUUUUUCCUUUUAAAGUAUUAAUUGCGUUUGGUACUUUUAAUAAAGAGAUUGUUUUAUAAUUUGUCACUUUCUAAAAAUGUUACCUUUUUUUUUUACCAUUUCCCCUUAAUUCCCAUGUGUUUCUAAAUUAUUUAUUAAAAUUGCCAUUUUUGCCUAAAUCAUAGAAGUUAUUUUUAGAUACUUAAGUAAUAUUUGAAUGAGGCCUGUGACUACAGCACCACACUAUACAGUUAUUCAAAAGAUUGAAAGUGUUGGCUGAUGAAACAAUACAUUUUAAGAGCUAACAAAUUGAAAAUGGAAUGUUCUCCCAAGUCAUUGACAUGUUGCUUUUUUAAGUAACAUUUCUAUAAACUGGAAUGAAAUGCUUUAAAUUGCACACAGUGGUAAAGUAAAUUCUAAUUUUUAAUAUUUUAUGUGUGUCUAUAUUCUUAGUCUUAGCUACUGCAAUCUAUUAUUUCCAUGCCCAAGAUGUGCUUGAUUUCCUUUUUUUAAAAUAAAUUUGUCAUUAUAAUAUAAUGACCUUUAAAGGGGUUGGUCAAGAGAUAAAUCAAAUACUAAUAGCAACCCUCAUUUGUUAAAAAAAUGUUUUAACUAGCCUGCUUUAAAAAAAAUUCUCUCAUUUUUUAUUCAGUUUUUUUUUAAAAUGUGAUUUAAAAUAUUUUACUUGAUAUUAUAAGGGGUGACAAAGUUUCUUUACAAUUUAUGAAGAGUUAUCAAAUUUUGUAUCCCUCCUUAACAAAAUAUUUUGAAUUAAACUUUUGAUUAAAGUUUUACAUUUAACAGCUGAAUGAAGUCAUGGCUAUUGUAAUUUAUUUUACUCAAAGCGUUUCUCACUCACUUCAUUUGUGGUUAAUAAAGUGUACAUGUACCCACCUGAAUGUGACAGUUUGACUAGAUUAUCAUUAAAUUAUCUCACUCUUCAUGGGUUUUUUUUAGUUUUCACUUCGGAUGAAUGUGAUGAAUUUAAUUUUCUCUGGCUAGACAUGUAUUCUUAUACAUGUUCUCAUAAGCCUUAAGUUGAAGGUCACUUCCAGUUUUAUAUAAAAAUGUGAUUGACUCAAUUUAUCAAGAUUUCAAUUCAUUGGGAUAGAAUGCCAACAAAAAAUUUUUAAAAAUAAUUUUGAAGCAAAAAAAUGAUUUUAUAGAGUUUAAGUGAUGAAAUUAGUGUCAGCAAUAUUAACGUCCCACUAGCGCAAAGCUUUAAGUUUGUUAGAUUAGUUUGUGCCAUCUUAAAUUGUUAACCGCCAUUUCCUGUGGCUUAUUAACACAUUGCAAAAUGUUUCUAAUAAACCUCUGUCAGGUUUAAUUAUUUUGUAACAAUGAAAAAUGAGAUACAAAAAAAAAGUGGACAGUUGUUAGAUAUAGCAUAGUAGUAUAUAUAUAGCUUAUGCAGGAAAAAAUCUGGCUCAACCUUUGAGAUGAACUAACUAUAAUUAUUGAGACAAGGAAUCACAUAUUCAUGAGGAUAUUUUCUGUUGUCAUUGUAAAGAAUCUUUUUAUUAUUAUUAUAGGUUCCCCCAGAAGUACUGGAGUACUAGGGUAGUCUCUCUUUAAAGUCUACCCUUGCUGUUCUCUUGGCCUUGUGGCUCUCUUAUUUGUUCUGCAGAUCGUCCCGACCUUGGCUGAAAACCAGGAAGAUAUCAUGUUCCCACCAUGGGUUUGAAACUAAACCCUGAUAUUAGUAAAAAAGCCAAGAAGCUAUCAGGUUUUUCUGGACUUAUUUCAUCCAAAAUAAACAAGAGGUAGCUGCUUAUUUAAAAUAUUGUUUUUUAUUUCAUUAGCUGAUUUAAAAAUAAAAUUUCAUUAGCUGAUUUAAAAAUAAAAUUUCAUUAGCUGCUUUAAAAGUAACAUUUCCUUUUAUUUAUUAGCACUUAAAUCUAUAGGAAAAUGGCUCAAAUAAAAUUAAAAUUUAUGAAUUACCAUUCU